AUGUCAGACAACGCCGAAAAGGAGACCACUCCUCAGAUCGAUACGCCUGUGACAAAGGUCGAGAUCACUCCUAACAAGGUCGAAAUCAGCACGGCGCCUGAGACCCAAGCAAUCCCCCAGAACGACAAUGUCGCUCACGCUCUUGCUGGCGCUGGAGGUGGUCUUCUGUCCAUGAUCCUGACCUACCCUCUCAUCACCCUCUCCACACGCGCUCAGGUCGAGUCUAAGAAGGCCGAGAGCAAGUUCAGCGAGGCUGUUGGCAACAUCAUCGCCCGCGAGGGUAUCUCUGGUCUCUACUCCGGUAUUAACUCGGCCCUCUUCGGCAUCAGCGUCACCAACUUUGUCUACUACUACUGGUAUGAAUGGACUCGCGGUUUCUUCGAGAAGGCUGCUGCCAAGGCCGGUCGCGCUGGCGCCAAGCUCACCACCGUUGAGUCCAUGAUUGCUGGUGCUAUCGCUGGUUCGGCCACCGUCAUCAUCACCAACCCCAUCUGGGUCGUCAACACCCGAGUCACCACUCGCCAGCAGGAGAAGAAGCAGGACGUCGAGGCCGGCGAGUCUAAGCCUGCCAAGGCUCCCAGCACCAUCGGCACUCUGCUGCUGCUCCUCAAGAACGAGGGUCCUCAAGCUCUCUUCUCUGGUGUCAUCCCGGCUCUUGUCCUCGUUAUCAACCCUAUUCUCCAGUACACUCUCUUCGAGCAGCUCAAGAACACAGUUGAGAAGCGUCGCAAGGUGACCCCCACUAUCGCCUUCUUCCUCGGCGCCCUGGGCAAGCUGUUUGCCACUGCCAUCACCUACCCUUACAUUACCGUCAAGUCUCAGAUGCACGUCCAGGGCAGCGGUAAGAAGGAGGGUUCCCUUAGCGCUCUUUCUCGCAUCGUCCGUGAGAGUGGUUACUCUGGUCUCUACCGAGGCAUCGGCCCUAAGGUCACCCAGAGCGUCCUCACUGCUGCGCUCCUCUUUGCCUUCAAGGACGUUCUCUAUGAGCAGACCGUUCGUCUCCGAAUGGCCCAGGCCGCUCGCCGACGUGUUGCCGCUUAA
Fusarium mangiferae is the source of this 1041-nucleotide messenger RNA. RefSeq lists its product as uncharacterized. NCBI's taxonomy places the organism in Eukaryota, Fungi, Ascomycota, Sordariomycetes, Hypocreales, Nectriaceae. Gene Ontology annotation, cellular component: peroxisomal membrane. Bases 1 to 1041 code for a protein of 346 amino acids. Gene Ontology annotation, molecular function: ADP transmembrane transporter activity; coenzyme A transmembrane transporter activity; NAD transmembrane transporter activity. The transcript has 3 exons. The record is from RefSeq and is a predicted model, not a curated record.